AUGCAUCCUUCUCUUCUCCUCCUCCUCCUCCUCCUCCUCACCUUAAUUCCGCCACUCUCCGCCUCACCGCCGUCGCCCCACCACUCCCACCUCACCAAAAACCGCCUCCACCGCUGGAGGUCCACCACUCCACCCGGAGAAUACAUUGAAGUCACGCGCCCUCUUCCCUCCGACUCCCUCACCCCGUCAUGCACGCUCCCUGUCCUCUCCCACAGCUUCGGUAACACCAUCAACCUUCCCCCCACCAACACCACCUACUCCCCUCCGUCUAAUUGCUCAUGGUCCCGCGCUGUCCUCCACCUCUCUGCCUCCUCCAAUGGAUCCCAGUACGACCGAAUCGCCGCCGUCUGGCUCUCUGGUGCUGAGCUCCUUCGCACGAGCACUCCCGAGCCCACCCCUGAAGGGAUAUUAUGGAAUGUUCGGAAGGAUGUCACUAGAUACUCCUCCCUCCUCCGGCAGUCCAACCUCACUCUCUCUGUUAUGCUCGAAAACAUCGUUAACGACGUUUAUACCGGCGUGUAUAGGGUCAACCUCACUUUCCUUUACUACGACGUGGCCGGUAAUGGUACUACCAAUAAAACCAGCAACCUCGCUUUGUCACUGUUUUUAUCAAAUAGGAAGUCAACCAUCAGGAAAUUGAAAGAUAGCCCACUACCACCGACCUUGAAGAGUUCAUUGGACUUGGAUGAGAAACCGGCAGAUAUGAUUAUCCCUAUAUCUGCUAUUGGAGAUGAAGGCUUUUGGUUCAGAAUCCAGAGCGAAUCGGAUGCAGUUUAUCAGGGAAUUGAAAUCCCAUUGAACACAUACAGAGCAGUGAUUGAGGUUUAUGUUUCGUUUCACGGGAAUGAUGAGUUUUGGUACUCGAAUCCUCCAGAUUCAUACAUUGAGGUGAAUGGGUUGCCCACAGAGAGAGGCCAUGGGGCGUAUCGCGAAGUUGUGGUGAAGCUUGAUGACAAUGUAGUUGGAUCAGUAGUUCCAUUUCCAGUGAUCUUCACUGGAGGGAUCAAUCCUUUGUUCUGGGAGCCUGUGGUUUCAAUUGGGGCUUUUGAUUUGCCUUCUUAUGAAAUCGAGUUGACUCCAUUUCUAGGCAUGUUGCUUGAUGGGAAAGUGCAUUAUUUCGGGCUCGGAGUGGCUGAUGCUAUUUCGUUUUGGCUAGUCGAUGCCAAUUUGCAUUUAUGGUUGGAUGAUAAAGUGGAUAAGGUUCAAGCUGGGCCAAUUAAGUAUAAUUACCCGAGUCGUUGUGUGGAACGCGAGUCUGAGUUCCAACAGCUGGAUGGGAAGUUUGAGAUUGAGGGGAAGAGAGAAACUGAGUUCUCAGGGUGGGUGAAUUCCACUGCUGGUAAUUUUACUACCUAUCUAUGGAGUAAGUUAAAGUUUGAGAACACGAUAAAGUUUAAGAAGAACGGAACAGAAAAGGAAGUGAAGCAGAAAGUAAAGGUGACGAAUGAAGUGAAGGUGGAGUCUGCUUCGGGGGCCUCAGUUUCAAGUAUUACAGUGAAGAGAAAAUAUCCUCUCAAAAUAACAACAUCCACGUUAGCUGGAUCAGGCAAGGGUACGUACUUGAUGAUCACAAAGUCGGAACUUUCGCUGGAGGAGGAGAAGCAAGACGGCAACUUGGAGAGCACUUUAGAUAACAGUCAGAAAUCGAGCGGGUGGAUGUUUGUGCAGGACCAUGAUGUGUUGUCCGGUGCAGCAACUACUUAUCAAAGUUACGUUGUCAAGGAUAGUUUUGGUUGCUUUAAUCGGCAGGUUUUGGCUGAGAAUGGCUCCAUCAAGAAUGACACAAAAAGCUUUCUUUGUGCAAGAGCUUCUUCUUGA
Sesamum indicum (sesame) is the source of this 1818-nucleotide messenger RNA. Its product is annotated as peptide-N4-(N-acetyl-beta-glucosaminyl)asparagine amidase A. NCBI's taxonomy places the organism in Eukaryota, Viridiplantae, Streptophyta, Magnoliopsida, Lamiales, Pedaliaceae. The record is from RefSeq and is a predicted model, not a curated record.